CGUACACAUACUACACACGCAUACAUACAUACAUACAUACGGCAUACUACUAAAUCGAGCAAAGAAAGAAUUAGUGGUAGACAGACGAAGAAAGUUAACUUCAAUAAUUAUUGAACAAAAGCAGCAAAAGUAUGUGUGCUCAACAAAAAGGAAAAGGAAAAAUGGUUAGAUUCAUUGAUUGAUUGACUAAUUGAAACAAAAACUCUAAGGCAAAGCUCUUCCUUUCUUCCUUCCUUCAUUUGCAUACUCACAGCUUUCAUUCCAAUGGGGAUUUGCUGGAGUUCGACACCUAACAAUCCAAUUCCAACUGGAACCGUUACACCUGCAGGGAUAUCUUAUUCCCAAGCGGCCUCCAGUGGCAGCUACGGUACUAAUAGUACUAUCACUUCUUCUACUGCAACAACUACUACUUUUACUACUUCUUCUGGAAGCAGUAGUAACAUGUCCUCCUCCUCCUCCUCCAUAAACAGAAGCAACUUCUCCUCCGUCUCUGAUUAUUCAAUUGGUGGUCAGAUCUUACCUACUUCUAAUCUUAGGGUCUUCACUUUUGCUGAAUUGAAGACUGCUACCAAGAAUUUCAGACUUGAUAAUCUCCUUGGAGAAGGUGGUUUUGGUAAAGUUUACAAGGGAUGGCUUGAAUCUUCCAGGAAUUCCAGUGGAACUACCGUUGCCGUCAAAAAGUUAAACACUGAAGGCUACCAAGGCUUCGAGGAAUGGCAGUCAGAAAUACAUUUUCUGGGACGCCUUUAUCAUCCUAACCUUGUUAAGCUGUUGGGUUACUGUUAUGAGGAAACAGAGCUUCUUCUUGUCUAUGAAUACAUGCAGAGGGGCAGUUUGGAGAAUCACCUCUUUGGAAGAGGUGCUGCUGUUCAACCACUUCCUUGGGACCUCAGACUUAAGAUAGCAAUUGGCGCUGCUUGUGGCCUUUCCUUCUUACAUACUUCCGAUAGAGAAAUUAUUUACAGAGAUUUUAAGGCAUCCAAUAUAUUGCUCGAUGGGUCCUAUAAUGCCAAGAUAUCAGAUUUUGGACUUGCUAAGCUGGGUCCUUCUGCUAGUCAAUCCCAUUUGUCAACAACAGUGAUGGGAACACCUGGUUAUGCAGCUCCUGAAUAUAUGCAAACAGGUCAUCUAUAUGUAAAGAGUGAUGUCUAUGGGUUUGGAGUUGUUUUGGUCGAGAUACUCACAGGUCUACGAGCAGUUGAUCUCAACCGUCCAAGCGGCCGUCACAUUCUAACAGACUGGAUCAAACCAGAAUUACAAGAUAGAAAAAAAUUGAAGAAGGUUAUGGAUCCACAAUUGGGAGAUAAGUAUCCAAUCAAAGCUGCACUUCCUAUAGCUAAGCUUGCUAUAAGUUGCCUUGCACCUGAGCCCAAACUGCGUCCAUCCAUGAGGGAUGUUUUGGAAAGGUUGCAGGGAAUUCAAGCUGCCACUAACAGAACCGUGGAAGUUAGGGGUGCAAAUUAAUGAAUGAAUCCUAUUUAUAUGUGAAUGAAUUAAUGGAGAGGCUAUUGGUUGUUCAUUUUGUAUUUUCCUUGAACUCAAGUAGCUAGCAAUGAAAUUUGUGGAUUUGAUAUGCAUGCCUCUAGUUAGUUGAUUGUAUUGUAUCUUGUACUUAUAGCUCUAUAUUAGAAUCCCAAAUUUUCAUUUUGGAUUUUAAACAAACUGAUAUAAAGAUUGUCAAAAGUAACAAGAGUAGGAUCUGGUUGGUUUGCUGUCUGAUCUUAGUAGUUUUAGAUACUCUUAUUCACCAUAUAUAGUAUAAGCAACAUUGAUAAGUGAUAA
Messenger RNA from Medicago truncatula (barrel medic), 1782 nucleotides. Its product is annotated as probable serine/threonine-protein kinase PIX13. The transcript has 5 exons. Gene Ontology annotation, biological process: protein phosphorylation. Gene Ontology annotation, molecular function: protein kinase activity; ATP binding. Bases 265 to 1464 code for a protein of 399 amino acids. The record is from RefSeq and is a predicted model, not a curated record. Lineage: Eukaryota; Viridiplantae; Streptophyta; Magnoliopsida; Fabales; Fabaceae.